UUUUUUUUGUAGUCUCGCGUGGUUUCGAAGUAAGAGCGUGACCAAACAUGGCAGCUGACGAUUGUCUUGGGUCCGCUGACAAACGUCAGAGACCCGAAAAGGUCGAUUCAGAAGAACAGCCAGCACCUGUAAUGGUUCCUCCUUCGAAUUCGGACUACAACGGAAACACUGACGCAACGGCAGCGGAAGCGACCACCCACAACAACAACAACAACAAUUAUCUUCAUGGUUCUGUGGAAGAAGAAGAUUCGAACCAAUCUCCGGAGGAAAAAAACAAUUCGAAACCGACAACAGCAAGGCAUACGUUAUCAACUGGUGGUGGUGGCGGUGGUGGGGAUAAUGAUGAUGAAGAUAUUGGUGGCGAUAGCGUUGGAGAAAUCAAUAACACUUUGAGAAGACGAGCUGUCCAUGGCGGCGGCGGCGGCGGCGAUGACGAAAAUGCUGUUAACAGUAAUACCAACACUACUACUACUACUACUACUACUACUAGUGUUAAUAAUAGUAGCGGUACAGUUGGUUUUAAUGCUCACAGCAGUAGUUCUGUGAAUGUUUCCGGUAACAAUACGGGAACAACGGCAGAAGUAGCUUCACCAUCACAACAACCACCACCACCACCAUCAUCGUCGUCAUCAUCAUCAUCACCAUCGUCUUCACGUCUUUGUAUCACGUCUACUACUACUACCGCCUCCACCACCACCACCGCCAGCACAACCAACAACAACAACAACACCAGUUUGAAGACUUAUAGUAGUAAUAGUACCGACAGCAACAACCCCGCGGCUUCGGUGCCGACCACAAUGAACGCUCGUGAAUACGCACAAGUGGUCCGGACAUGGUUGUGGCAGUACCAUCAAUGGAACAGUAUGUGUGCAUUCAGCAUGAUGCUACCCUAUUAUGCAAUGGCCACGUUUCCCUACUAUGCAGCUAAUAACUACCCUGGGUUCCCGACCCGGACGAAUUCCGCUUCUUCUGCCUCUGCUACUCCCUCCUCCUCCCCUGCUUACCCUCUGGCCAACACCAACCCUGCCGCCUCGGGCGGCGGAGCCAGCAACAAUAAUAACAACAUGCAAGGAGCUGCUGCUGCCGCCGCCGGUGGUGGUGCCGCGGCCAGAGGGAUGAACGUGAGAAAUGCUGGCCAUGGUGGACCCCACCAAACCCCACUACCAGCGGCAGCGCGACCAGCUGAGCAACCUUUGCGAGCUACUGAAUACAUCAUUCCAUCUCUGUGGAAACGGAUAUUAGCAGAACUGGUUGAUUUCGUACUUUUGUUUUACAUCAAACUAAUAGUGUCCGUAAUGGUCAUGAAACAAAUGGGCUACAUAGACUUAGAUAAAUAUGACCUGGAAUAUAACUGGUAUGUGGCAAUGGAUGACUUUGAUAUCAGCAAAAUGUUUCAUUUUACAUCUGAAAUGAUCUUGUUUGAAUUACUAAACAGAAUCUCUAUAACAAUUGUCGAGACAAUGUGUUUACAACGAGGAAUCGGUGUUGUUGGUGGUUCCACUCCAGGCAAAAGACUUUUAGGUAUGAAAGUUGUGUCGUGUACAGAAAUCUCUGACCUUGGUAAUGGACGAAUACGCGUGACCCCGGCUCAAGAUAUCGGACUCAACAGUGCACUACUGCGAUCUGUCUUGAAAAACUUCACCAUAGCUUUCUUCUUCCCGGCUUGUCUCACGGUUUUCUUCUUCGACCAUAACCGUGCUGCUUACGACGUCCUAGCUGGCAGUAUCGUCGUGCAACCCAUCGAGGAAGCUGGAGAGGUCUAACCGUCUCUCCCCCUAACUUUCGCCUUUGUUUAACUGUUUUAUUGUUUAGUGUUGUCGUUCUUGUUGUUUGGAGAGCAUUUUCCUGAAUUUUUUCCUUCUCAAAACCUGUUUACUUCUAUCUAUGUCUAUCUCUUUAUCUACCUUUCUAUCUCUCUAUUUCUAUCUGUUUCUCUUUGUCUAUUUAUCUCACUACCUAUUUUUUAUUUUUCUAUCUAUCUAUCUCUUUAUCUACCUUUCUAUGUAUCUAUCUAUCUCUACAUAUCUCUCUGUUUAUCCCUCAUCUCUUUAUUUAUCUAUCUAUAAAUCUGCCUGUCUGUCUGUCUCUUUCUCUCUCUCUCCAUCUCUUUAUCUAUCUAUCUGUCUUCAUAUUGCUCUGUCUGUCUAUCUAUCUAUCUGUCUCUCUCUAUAUCGCUCUGUCUGUCUGUCUAUCUAUCUAUCUAUCUCUCUAUAUAUUGCUCUAUCCAUCUAUCUACCUCUUUCCUUCUCCUUCUUCCUUCUUACUUUUUCCUUUGCGUGCAAACACGGAAAAGUGCUUGUGUUUACUAAAUGCGUUUAUGUGUGUCUUGUGUUUGUGUGCAGUGCGUGUGUGUGUUCGUGUGUAUAUUUAUAUGUGUUUUUUGUUAUUGUUAUUGCUUUUUCUUUUGUUAUUUUUUAAUUUAAUUCUUUAAAAAGAUUUUUUAUUUGUUUUUCUCUCUCUUCCCAUCUUUCUUCUUGGUUGUUUUUGUUAUUUUCAGUUUUUUGUUUCUUGGCAGAGAAAAAGAGUUCAAAGUGAAUGAGAAAGUAUGAGUGUGUGUGUGCCUAUAUAUGUAUAUAUAUAUAUAUAUAUAUAUAUUUGAGAAUGUGUAUAAAUAUGUAUAGCUACACAUAUAUGCAUAUAUACACAUGUAUAUUUAUACAUGCAUAUAUAGAUAUAUAUAUUACACACACACACAAAUGUGUGUAUUUGCUAUAAAUUUCUUCUUCUCUUGUAUCUGCUUUAAUAAUAAUAAUAAUA
This is a messenger RNA of Octopus bimaculoides (California two-spot octopus), 2757 nucleotides long. RefSeq names its product protein FAM8A1. NCBI's taxonomy places the organism in Eukaryota, Metazoa, Mollusca, Cephalopoda, Octopoda, Octopodidae. The record is from RefSeq and is a predicted model, not a curated record.